This is a messenger RNA of Klebsormidium nitens, 1635 nucleotides long. Lineage: Eukaryota; Viridiplantae; Streptophyta; Klebsormidiophyceae; Klebsormidiales; Klebsormidiaceae. The record is from the annotation of a GenBank genome assembly.
AUGGAUUUUGCGUCCGCCAUGUCAUCCGACUCCAACCUCCGUGGACCCGCCGUCGCGGUGCCUCAGCAGAUCUUCGUUCCCCGGAGGACGUCGGGGUGCAACCUCGGCAAUAUCAUCAAGACCGCGUUCAAGUUCCUCUUCCAGGGCUUCCUCGUAGCGCUCGCCGUUCGCUUCAUGCCUGCGUACGGGGCGGUGAUCGACACCCACGAGCUGCUGAUGAUCGCAUUCUCGUCGGCCAUCGUCGAAUUCUUGUUGGAGCGCAUUCUGCCCACCGCAACGAUCUCCAUCGGCAACUUCAGUCCGGCUCAGAGGAGCGAGGAAUGGUUCCAGAUGCGUAAGGGGAUGCUCACCGCCAGCGACUUGGCAGCGGCGAUCCACCUGAAUCCUUACGAGUCGCAAUUCGACCUUCUGCUGAAAAAAUGCAACAUCGGCAAGCGCUUCGAGGGCAACGCGGCCACGGCGUACGGCGCUUCGCUCGAGGACGAGGUCGUGGCCAAGUUCUGUGACCAGACCGGCUGGAAACACUUCGACGCGGGCCUGUUGCGGCAUCCCGUUCACGACUUUCUCGGGGGCAGCCCGGACGGACUCCUCAGCAGCGCGGACGGGACGCAGUUCGCGCUUCUGGAGAUCAAGUGUCCCUAUCGGAAGACGAUCGUGGACGAGAUCAGCGGCUACUACUUCCCACAGAUAAGGGUCCUGUUUCGCUCACCCGACUCACUGGCUUUUGUUGCUGACGAAACAUCCAGAACUUCCAACCUCAGCUGCCAAUGCCAUUCGGUACGCCGAAAAGAACUCUCGAAGAUCGAGACCGAUGCCAGGGUCUUGCACGUGCAGUUGUGCAUGGAGAUCUGCGACGCCGACUCCUGCUGGUUCGUCCAAUACCGCCCAGCUAGGAAUUUUUGGGAAGACGAGAUCAUGUCGGUGAUCGAGGUGAAGAGGGACAGAGAGUGGUUCGCCGAGAUACUACCCAAGGCGCGCGCCUUUUGGGACGACGUGCUGUACUACCGAGAGCACAUGUCCGAGUUGUUGGCGAUCGUAGAGGGCAAGAAGCGCAAGCGGGAGCCGACGGGCAGGACCGUCACUCUGGACGUUCCGCCGGACGAGGUUCGGGUCCAGUGUCGCAUAGAUUUCGACGAGAAGGAAGUCGCAUCGGACUCGAGGGGCGCGGCGUGGACCAUGCCCACGCAGUGCCUCAUAGACAUGGUGCGCAUAGUGUCCUUGAUCGCCGGAAUCUUCGGUCUCGGCUUCAUCGGCAUCGCCAUCGCUCAGUUCGUCCAGUACGGGCGUCUGAAGAAGGUGGAGGGCACCAACACCGCGCUCACGGCGGCCACCCUUCAGGUCAUGUAUCUCGCGAUCGCGCUGCUGGUCAUGGGGCUGAUACUGACGGUCCUCGGGUUCGCGACGGCGUUCAAGCACGUCGAAGAGGCCGCGGGAGAAGGCGGACACGCGGACGUGGACGACGAGAGGAACUACUCCCUGGACGCAUUCCCCGACUUCGAGGAUCGGAUGCUGGCUCAGCAGCUGCACAACCUGGACGGCAGGUCCGCGCUCAUCAACGCACAGAAGUCCGUCUUGCGGGGCCGGCUGAACGCGGCACGACCGGUACCGGUGGCGACUCCGGCCGAGCAUGUCUGA